AUGGCUGAUUUGCAAAGGGUAACACGGGCGCAAGUGGCAGAACACAACACUAAUAGUAGUGUAUGGAUGUGCAUCGAGAACCAAGUUUAUGACCUGACCACAUUUCUGGAUCAGCACCCGGGUGGUAGUGAAGUUUUGCUGAAAUUGGCUGGUCAUGAUGCUACUGAACAGUAUGAAGAUAUCGGACAUUCAACAGAUGCCCGACUUAUGAAGGAUAAAUAUUUGGUUGCCGAAAUAGUAGAUGAGGAAAAGCUGACUUAUUCAAAUGAUGGAGAGGAAUUAUUCGAGAAAGAAACCAUUGAAGCUGAAAACAAAAGGUAG
This is a messenger RNA of Brugia pahangi, 321 nucleotides long. Lineage: Eukaryota; Metazoa; Nematoda; Chromadorea; Rhabditida; Onchocercidae. The record is from the annotation of a GenBank genome assembly.